This is a messenger RNA of Ricinus communis (castor bean), 1920 nucleotides long. Its product is annotated as xylan O-acetyltransferase 1. Bases 152 to 1561 code for a protein of 469 amino acids. The transcript has 6 exons. The record is from RefSeq and is a predicted model, not a curated record. Gene Ontology annotation, cellular component: Golgi apparatus. Gene Ontology annotation, molecular function: O-acetyltransferase activity. Lineage: Eukaryota; Viridiplantae; Streptophyta; Magnoliopsida; Malpighiales; Euphorbiaceae.
AAAAACAUGAGAGAGACAACUCUCCCUCCACCAGAAGCCUAACCUGCAGUUUCUUGAAGAAAAAACCAUCUCACCAAAUCCCUUAUUGAACUAACAAUUCUUUUUUCUAUAUAGAAGAAAAACACCUCUUCUCUCUUCAGUCUCAGUAGCCAUGAAACAUAAUUACAAGAAAAACAACAAUCUUUCUGUGUUUGUUGUUGUUUUUUCCGUCUUUCUUUUUGGUGUUUUCAUGUACAAUGAAGACGUUAAGUCCAUCGCUGAAUUCCCAUUUUCCUGGCCUAAAUCUCAAGAGAUUGAUCAAGAAAACACUUCAAACCAAGAAAUCCCAUUUCAAGAACCUAUCAAGAAUGAUCAUAUGGAUUCGAGAACUUCACUAGAGGAACCUCAUAUAGAUGGCUCUCAUCAUGAUGAUCAAGAAUCAACUACUACUCAAGAAUAUCAUGAGCAGAAGAUUGAAUUGCCCGAUGGCAUUAUGGAAGAUGACGAUGAAGAUGUUGAAUUACCACCAGAAGAGUGUGAUCUUUUUACAGGACAAUGGGUUUUUGACAAUGAGACACGUCCUUUGUAUAAAGAAGAUGAAUGCGAGUUCCUUACUGCUCAAGUGACUUGUCUUAGAAAUGGCAGAAAAGAUUCUUUGUUUCAGAAUUGGAAAUGGCAGCCUAGAGAUUGUUCUCUGCCAAAAUUCAAAGCGAGGCUAUUGCUAAACAAGUUGAAGAACAAAAGGCUUAUGUUUGUUGGAGAUUCUUUGAAUAGAAAUCAAUGGGAAUCAAUGAUUUGUUUGGUUCAAUCUGUAGUUCCUGCUGGUAGGAAGACAUGGGAGAAGAUAGGAUCUCGUGCUAUUUUCACAAUUUUGGACUACAAUGCAACAGUGGAGUUUUACUGGGCUCCAUUUCUGGUGGAAUCAAAUUCUGAUGAUCCCAACAUGCACAGCAUCUUGAACCGUAUAAUCAUGCCUGAAUCAAUCAACAAACAUGGUGUCAAUUGGAAAGAUGUGGAUUACCUCAUCUUUAACACAUAUAUAUGGUGGAUGAACACUUUCUCUAUGAAAGUUCUACGUGGGUCGUUUGAUGAAGGGUCCACAGAAUAUGAUGAGAUCGAAAGGCCAGUAGCUUAUCAGAGAGUUCUGAAAACAUGGUCCGAGUGGGUAGAUGAAAACAUUGAUCCUAAUCGUACCACUGUCUUCUUUAGCAGCAUGUCUCCUCUCCAUAUCAAGAGCUUGGAUUGGAACAACCCAGAUGGAAUUAAAUGUGCCAAGGAAACUACUCCAAUUCUAAAUACAACAAAGCGAGUGAAUGUUGGCACAGACCGUAGGCUACUUGUUCUAGCACAAAAUGUGACUAACUCCAUGAAAAUACCUGUCCAUUUUAUCAACAUCACUGCCCUAUCUGAAUAUAGAAAAGAUGCACACACCUCUGUCUACACCAUCCGCCAAGGCAAGAUGCUAACACCUGAGCAGCAGGCUGAUCCGGCUACAUACGCAGAUUGUAUCCAUUGGUGUCUUCCGGGGUUACCCGACACGUGGAACGAAUUUAUCUACACGCGUAUUAUAUCUAGCUCGUGACCGCAAGAAUAUUUGCACGUGCGAUCAUUUUUUUUUCUUAAUUUUUUAUUUUUAAAUGUGUUUAUUUUCCCACAAUUUUCAUCUUUUUAGCUUGCUAUAGUUUGAGAUUUUAGGUUCCCUAUCAUCCACAAACAAAAUUUUUGUUUUGGAACUUUAUCCAUUCAGCUCUUACUUGACGAAGGUGGGGGAACUUAUUAUUAGAUGUGGGAAUUUUCUUGCUAAUUGAGGGCAAAAGAGAUGCCUAAUUAAAGCUAAAAAAAGAAAAGGAAAAGAAAUGUACAAGUUGAUUCACCUGUUUUAAAUUGUAUAAUGCACAUCUGGAAACAACAUUAAUAAAGUAAAUAUGAACUUGUAUGUAA